Molecule: messenger RNA, 910 nt
Organism: Nelumbo nucifera (sacred lotus)
Lineage: Eukaryota; Viridiplantae; Streptophyta; Magnoliopsida; Proteales; Nelumbonaceae
Source: RefSeq, a predicted model, not a curated record
GGACCUGCAGACUCUCUCUCUCUCGCUCUCUCGCACUUUUAUCUUUUGCUCUGUAAAACUGAAGAUGAGGAAAAUGGCAGCGAAGAAAUCCAUCGUCUCAAUACGCCUCAUCCUUCUCUUGACCUCCUCUCUGUGCAUCUCUUCCAUCCCCUCAAACUCAUACUUAACAGACCCACCACCAACACCGACGCCAUGGCCUCACCAGUUUCACUCCCUCCUCUACAUGAACUCCAGUGGAACCCUACAAAUUGUCGAUCUCUGGUACGACUGGCCCAACGGCCGCAACUUCAACAUCAUACAGAAUCAACUUGGUAAGCUUCUUUACGAUCUUGAAUGGAACAAUGGAACUUCCUUCUACUACACCCUGGACUCCAACCAGGAAUGCAGGAUCCGCCAUUUCGAAGUGGGGAUCCUUAGACCCAACUGGCUAGAUGGUGCAAAUUACCUAGGCCAAGAAUACGUUGAUGGGUUCCUUUGUAAUGUAUGGGAGAAGGUCGACUUCAUUUGGUACUACGAAGAUGUUGUCACCAAGAGGCCCGUCCAUUGGCUUUUCUUCACAGGAAUGUCUGCCCAUGUGAUGACAUUCGAAGUAGGAGCAGUGCUCGAGGAUGAGAAAUGGCAAGCCCCAGUAUAUUGCUUUAAAAAUGAGGAGGAAAGGAACAAGCUACAAUCUGUAAUCCCUGGUGGUUCUCAAAAGGGUUUGGCGGAUAGCGGGGCUUUCAGAGGUUUAAUGGGAUGGUAUUGAUUAUAAUCUAAUGGUGUUCCCUGUCCCGAUAUGUCUAUCAUUAAAACUAAUAAAUUUCAUGCAUCUUUCCUUUGAGAAGAAAGUGUAGACCGGGUGUUUCAAUUCGGAUUCAAAUGGCUCUGCUUUGCUAUUUCAAAUUUCAAUCGUUGGUUGUUCUUGACUUCA